Myxocyprinus asiaticus (Chinese sucker) is the source of this 898-nucleotide messenger RNA. RefSeq names its product cholesterol 25-hydroxylase like 1, tandem duplicate 2 (gene ch25hl1.2). Lineage: Eukaryota; Metazoa; Chordata; Actinopteri; Cypriniformes; Catostomidae. The transcript has a single exon. Gene Ontology annotation, biological process: sterol biosynthetic process; cholesterol metabolic process. The record is from RefSeq and is a predicted model, not a curated record. Gene Ontology annotation, molecular function: C-4 methylsterol oxidase activity; steroid hydroxylase activity; iron ion binding.
AUGACCCUAAUACAGGUGUUUGAAAUAGUUUGGGAGAGCUACCAGAAAAGAGACUCCAUUUUGCAGCCUGUUUGGGACUAUCUGCGGCUCAACCACUCUGAAACUCUUUGAUCGCCUCUCUUUCCUGUGAUUCUGACAGUGGCAUCAUACUCUGUUCUUUGCCUACCCUACCUAGUCUGCAACAUCUUGGGUGAGAGGUGGCCAGCUAUAUACCAGUACAAGAUCCAGCCUGGCAAGAUGCCCACAACUGCAAUACUCCUUCACUGCAGUGGAGUUAUCCUCUAUAAUCAUAUCCUUCUAGUGAUCCCAGCUGCAGUAGCUCAGUGGAUGUGGAGACCUCCCAUUCCCCUGCCUGAACGAGCACCUACAUUACUAGAACUUGCAGGUGGAGUGGUUGGAAAUCUGCUCCUCUUCGACUUUCAGUACUUAAUUUGGCAAUUUUUGCAUCACAGGAUCCGCUGGCUGUAUGUCACUUUCCAUGCCAUUCACCACAAUUACUCUGCCCCCUUUGCUCUGGUCACACAGUGCCUUGGGGGAAGGGAGAUGGUCACAGUGGGUUUCUGGACCACACUCAACCCGGUUCUACUGAGGAGUCAUCUGCUCACCACCUGGAUGUUCAUGGAGGUCCAUGUGUAUGUAUCAGUGGAGGACCAUUCUGGAUAUGAUUUCCCCUGGUCCAUGUCUCGUCUGAUCCCAUUUGGUGUUUACGGAGGUCCAAGCAAGCAUGAUGUCCACCAACAGAAACCAAAUACCAACUUUGCACCCCAUUUUAGUCACUACGAUAAAGUGUUCAGCACUCAUGCUGAAUUUAGUUUUGUCAAAACUGAGUGAUGAAACAGCAUGCAUGUAACUGUAUAUAAGCUUUAAAAUUGCAUGUUUGAUCUUAAAACUACUUCAG